Messenger RNA from Microstroma glucosiphilum, 1401 nucleotides. RefSeq lists its product as hypothetical. The transcript has 5 exons. NCBI's taxonomy places the organism in Eukaryota, Fungi, Basidiomycota, Exobasidiomycetes, Microstromatales, Microstromataceae. The record is from RefSeq and is a predicted model, not a curated record. Bases 1 to 1401 code for a protein of 466 amino acids.
AUGAGCGGGCCACGCACACCCUCCCAGCCCUUCUCAGCAGCAGACUCGUACGCUCAGCUCUACGAUGUAGCCGCGACUUCCAGCGCCACAAGCGCACACCAUGUGUCUGCACAGCGCUCUCAGAAUACAGCUGGACCGAGUCGAUCGCCUAGUGCUCUGCUGGCAGAACGAUACAGAGCAAACGAAGCCAGCAGUCAGGCUGGGAAAGGCUCCUUUGGGCAAAAGAGUGGUGCUCAUGCCCUGGCCGGGACGUCAGGUCAUCUCGACACGUAUUCCAGCCAGAAAUAUGAUGAAGAGGAUGAAGAAGAAGACGAUGAUUGGGACGUGUACGACGACUUCAACAAUUACGACCGAAGCGCGGCAGUCACGAGCCAUCGAGAUGUCUCACCCGACGUCCGACGAGAAAGCAGUCACUCCUCUCCACUGCUUACACCCUACUGCGACAACAAUGCACCCAAGAACCAUGUAGCUCCAGGCGAGUAUCGUCAGUCUACUCUCCUCGACUCAGCCUCUUUUGGCUUCGAUGUCAAAAACUCAGAUCCCAGAAGCUCGACUUUUGUACCUGCGUCCAUGGAGUUCGAAAAGGAGCAAAAGCAUCGCUCGGUGGACAGCCGGCUCACACUUGCAACGCCCGUCACAACGCCCAUGUACGAGAAGCUCGAAGAGGGGGAAGAGGCAGGUAUCGAGCUCGCUACCGUUCCCGGUCUAGGCGAUGAGUACACCGAUGCGGAAAAGGUGCAGAUGACAAGGAAGUACAGAGGACAGGCCAAGAGAAGCCGCAAGAAGGAGGCAGCCAAGAGAUGGGGAAAGGGAGAAUACAAGAUCUGUGGCUGGCUCAGUCCGAGGGUAGCAGUCUUCGCGGCUUUUGCCAUCGUGUCCUGCUUCGCUGUCAUGCUCUACUUUGUAGUGCCUCGAGUUCCGAGCCUCUCCUUCAACUCUACCGAUCCCCUCGUCGCUGUCCCCAACUCAUCAGGUAUGUCAACUCACUACGCUCCCACCAAUUGGAGCAUGACAAUGGACCUAGCGCUGCGCGGAAACAACGAAGGCGGGUGGAUCCCUUCGUACGUUAGCAAGAUGGAAGCAGUCGUAACCGAAGUCACCACUUCGAAGAAGAUCGGCAGCGGGCGUCUAUCUGACCUCUCCUUUCCUGGUCGAAGUCAGAAGACGUUUAGUCUUCCUGUGCAGUUUGCCUACUCUAGCUUGAACGUCUCGGGCGACGCGACUUUCCUAGCAGUGUAUGAUGCGUGUCAACAUCAGACUUCGGGGGGAAGCGCUAGACCCAACUUGAAUCUGGCAGUGGAGAUUACAAUGUACAUCAGGGGACUCGUUGGUGGGAAAGUCUCGAGCACAAGGAUCAAUACGGCUUGUCCUUUUGAGCUGGAGUGGAGUCAAAGUAUCUGA